ACGAAAAGAAAAUAGAGCGUAAAUAUUUAACAUAUUUUUUAUUAAAGACGCAUAAAGUACAAAGUGAUAAUAUUAAGUAACAAUGUAUUGUGAUAAAAGCACCUAAAAUCAGCUCUCUGCGAAAAAAAAUCUCAAGUUUAGGUUAAGUAGUAAAAAUGCUUAAAUUUGCUGACUAUUUCGUAAUUUGUGGCUUGGAUUUGAGUUCAGGCCUUGAACCUGACAAUAUAUCAGAAGACAACUUGCAUGUCUCACCUUUGGAACGUUCAUACAAAGGCAAAGUCUUGGCACAUUAUCCUGAAAACGUGCCCCAUAAUCCUUUUGAUGCCUCUGCGGUUUGCAUGUUUUGCUUGCCUCAAGGAUUGAAAUUCAGGACACAAAAACACUCCGUUACUCAAGCUCCACUUUUUCAUUCAUUUCUCAUAACUCGAGAAGAUGGUAAGAGAUGCUACGGUUUUAGUUUGAUUUUUUACGAAGAAGUACGAAAUAGAGAUAUUUGUAAUGCGAUGCAAACCCUUCAAGCUAUGUACAUCACGGAAUUAUCAAGCGGAUUAAAAAUCAAAACGAUCCAGAAUACCCCACAAUCCCGGUCACUUCCUCGUCAUUUUAAACUCAGCACACAUAAUCCUAGUGGAGCAGCUCUCACCUAUUACGAUAUUAACAAAGACAAGCUUUUUGUAUCAAAAAGUAUCAGUCUAAUAUGUCAGACAGCUUAUGUGCAAGCAGCUAAGAUUUUCCUCGAGAAUUUAUUUCGUUGUGUGCCUAAACGUGUCACUGCUUCUCCUCCGACAGGUUUAAGUCUUGAAAGUUACGUAUUUAAUUUAAUUUAUGAAGUGCAAUUGCCAGCACCUGGAAAGAGUCUUUUGGUCUCUUUGCCUCCAAACGAUCCUCAUUUGCCCCCAGUUAAUGCAGUUUUACAAUCUCCAGCACCUCCAAUUGAAUUACCCCAUCUUGAUUACCCCUUAAGAUUGAUGUUUCUUUGGCUUGGAGUGGACAUUGUUGUACAAAUCUUCACUUGUCUCCUAUUGGAAAAUCAAGUCCUUUUAAGAAGCACCGAUUGUCAACGUUUAAUGGUCGUGGCUGAAGGGAUAACUUCGUUGUUAUUUCCUUUCACAUGGCCCCACGUCUAUGUCCCCAUUUUGCCAGCUUCCUUGCACCAUUUUCUCGACGCUCCUGUACCCUUCGUAAUGGGGCUUUAUGCCUCAUCUGAAAAUAUCAAAGUGGCAUCGGAAGCGACUCUCUGUUACGUUGAUAUUGAUAAAUGUAAAGUACAAAGACCGGAAGAAAGUGCUACUUUUCCACAUUUGGAGGCUUUCACCGCUGAAAUUUGGGCAGCAUUGGACAAAUAUGGGGUUCAUGUACCCAAUUCUGAAAAUAGUCGUAACAAUCAAGAAAUCAUGUCGCGGAGUUGUACGCUACCAGGGCGCCCCCAGAAUCGACGCAAACUCUCAAUUCAUGAUACUCUCGAUGGGGAUAGACCACCGUCGCCCCCAGGCUCAGCUCGAUCCGAAGCUUUACAAAGAAUUGCCGAUAUUGUUCGAAGAACAGGAGUGGCUUUGGACCAAAACGAAACCACUCAACCUACAGAUUCCUAUAUUGAGGAUUUACGAUUUAAUAAUUCAAUUCGAGAGAUUUUCCUUAAUCGUUUCGUUCAUAUUUUUCAAUCGUACGAAAAUUUUGUUAUAUUUCCCAAUCAGGAUAAAGAUGAUUGGUUCAAUAAUCGCGAUUCUAUGCAAAAUUUCGAUAAAGCAUCUUUUUUGUCUGAUCAACCGGAACAACAUCGACACUUUCUUUGGAGAUUUCUCGAAUCGCAAAUGUUUGCCACACUGAUUGAUAAUAAAAUUUUAUCAACAUGGGGUGAGAUUGAUAAUAAUUUACUCAUUUUCGAUAAUCGAAUUAAACUUUUAAAACAACGCUACGGUGGUGAGAAUCUAAUUAGAUCUUUGUGUUACGAGCCGUGUACGAGUGCACACGAUACACAGAAACUUUUAGAACGGAGAUUAACAAAUCCGGAUUUUGAAGCACCACCACCGAGAGAAAUAAUGAAUGUCAAAUCAAAUCCAAGUCGGUAUUUCCCACUUUUAGAUAAAGAAAUUUUAAAUAAAACUCCUGUUGUUAAUAAAGGAAGUAUUCCACGAGCGAGUGCAUUACGUAAAGGUUUGUCAUUUUCGCGUAAUCUACCAACUGAGAAAACUAAAAACAAUCAAGACAUGUCACCAGCUUUAAUAGCACAAGCAAAUUGGACUUUUGUCGAGAAAUUACUCAAAGAUUGUAAAGCUAAAACAAAAAGAAUGUUAUUAGCAAAGUUGGGAGCCGAAGGUGUGACACUUUCGAGUAAUAAUGCCGUUGAUAAUUUCGGUGCAGUUGAAGAAAAUACUCUAGUCGCGUCACUAUGUGAGUUUUUGGAAAGAGUUUGGUCACAUGGACUUCAACGAAAAAGGGGAAAAUCAGCCUUAUGGUCACACUUAACCAUAUACCAGGAAACACAUCAAAAUAGGAAUAAACUUUUGAAUGAGAAUAAAAAUCUCAAGCUUGAUUUACCAACACUUCCUGAUUCGCUUUUAUUUGAUGUCGCGAAUGUCCAAGCAAUGACAGAUGUAAAAACCGGGAUUGGUAUGGCCAAAGCUUGGGUCCGUUUAGCCCUUGAAAAAAAACAAUUAUCGAAACAUCUUCGCACUCUUCUUUCCGACCAAACCAUCCUUCGUAGUCUUUACAAACGUUCAGCUUUUCUUCGUUGCGAAGAAGAAAAAGAACAAUUCCUCUACCAUCUCUUGUCUCUAAACGCUGUUGAUUAUUUCUGUUUCACAAGUACGUACGCCACCACUGUGAUACCCUAUCGUAUUGUGAUAAACCCAAAUAAAAAGAGUGCUACCACUUCGGCAAAUGUCUGGGUCGUACUUUCUGGUACUCUAUCUGAAACUCGUCGUAUUCCCGUACCUAAAUUAAUCAAUUUCGAAUACAAGCAUCACAAUUUGGGUGUUUUAACAACGUUAAGAAUAGGACAUGACAAUUCAGGCUUGUAUGCAAAAUGGAUGAUUGAUUAUGUUUUAGUACGUAACGAAAUUACAGGACAUACUUACAAGUUUCCAUGUGGGCGAUGGUUGGGACGUGGGGUCGAUGAUGGGUCAACUGAACGACUCUUGGUCGGUAAUUUAAUGGCGUUGAAAGUCGAAGGAGAGGAAACGAAUCAAAGUAUGGGACAAACAUCAUCACCAAGGUGUCGUUCUCCGGGACCUCUCCGAACUGAAUUAAAACAAUCGCAAAUUCAACAUAUGUUAGGCGAUUGUGUUAAUAAUAUCGUCAAAUGGCACUAUAGAAGGAAUUCUGAACGAAAUACUACAUUAACGGCUUUAUUAUGUGGCGAAAAUGGAUUAGUAUAUUGUUUGGAAAAUGUAUUUUUGUUGGGAUUUAAAUCGGCGCGAUUGUUUGUCGGGAAAAAUCAUCUUUGGGACUAUUUAGUCCGCGUUAAAGAACAAUUUGAGUCGGAUUUACUAGAAGAGAGUUCAGGUAAUCGAACGGCAAGUUUAGAACGUAAUCAUCAAGAAACCGUUGCCGUUUGGAGAUGUUAUUGUCAUUUAAUUGACGAAAUUAUGUGUACAAGUAAAGCAUUGGGGAAAGAUGGAAAAUUUCAAUUGUUUAUUUGUCUCAGUGUCAGGGAGCAUUUGUUGCAUCGGAUGUUGGGACCAAUGGCAAUAUGUAAAGUGACUCAAGAAAUGUACGAAGAAAGUUCUUUUUUGAGAAAUCGUGGUUUAUUAACGUUUCUCAGGCAAAUUUUAUUGCCAUUGGACGAACUUGAUGUUGUUCUCGAAAAUUCAGUAACUCAUGGAAUUUCAUCACCUUCAUCUCAUGUCUAAUUUUUUCUCUAGUCUUUUUUUUACCACCGUUGAUAUUAUGUUUAUUUUUAAAAGUGAUAUUGUAUAUAUUUUUGUAAGUUUGUACAUAUUGUUUAAAAUGGCCUAAAUUAAUUUAAAAAAAAAAAGACAAUUCCUGUAACCUUGCCAAAGCUAAGUUUAGUAAACAGAGUUUAUUUUUAUUUUACAUAAUUUGCAUAUCAAUAAUUUUUAUUGCAAUGUCAUGUGACUGAGACAACUGUCUUCCUUUUCAGAUCAAAGUUACCUCUGCUUGUUUUUUUCUUUUUUGGUAUCAGUGUUGAAUUAAUUGUGAUAUUGUAAGAAAAUGUUGACACAAUUCUUUGUGAUUCAUGUGUAGGUUCUGAAAAGCCAAAGUAGUUUCAUAAUAGAGAUGCAUUAGAUGAAAUUGUAAUUAAUUAAAAAAAAAAAAUUGUAAUAAUAAAUUUCGUGUAAACUU
Molecule: messenger RNA, 4305 nt
Organism: Tribolium madens (black flour beetle)
Lineage: Eukaryota; Metazoa; Arthropoda; Insecta; Coleoptera; Tenebrionidae
Gene: pns
Product: DENN domain-containing protein 5B
Exons: 8
Coding region: 156-3851 (1231 amino acids)
Molecular function (GO): small GTPase binding; guanyl-nucleotide exchange factor activity
Source: RefSeq, a predicted model, not a curated record